Molecule: messenger RNA, 4568 nt
Organism: Aedes albopictus (Asian tiger mosquito)
Lineage: Eukaryota; Metazoa; Arthropoda; Insecta; Diptera; Culicidae
Exons: 2
Coding region: 1800-3695 (631 amino acids)
Molecular function (GO): nucleic acid binding; zinc ion binding
Source: RefSeq, a predicted model, not a curated record
UUAGACUUUCGGCUCCUCCUCAAAUAUCCUUCGCCUUUAAACCCCACCUGCCAGUGGGCACCUAAUGCCUUGUCCAAAUAUAAAAACAAAAUAAAAUCCCAAAACUGACAGCCUCACUGGUGGCGUAAUCCUAGCUGUCAAAACUGAGCCAAGUUGUUAUUAUAAUAACACACGUUACUGGGCCGUGUCGUUUAUUUGCAGCGGUUUGAGCUACCAGUCUAUAAAAAAUAGUCUCUAUAGAAAUUGUCGGCCUAAUUAGAUCCCUGCGAGGAAGGGUUGCCAACUAUUACAAACCGAGUUGUCAAACUUCGUAAAAGUUAUCAAACUUCGGAUAUUCUCUGCGAUUUAGCCUUAAACGUUAAUCAUCAAGGAAUUAUCAAUUUCAUUCCGUCCGUGACUAUCCCCGAUAGUUGAAGUGCGCGUCGGGUAGUUAAAAAUCUUAAAGCUAGUUAAAACUUAAAACUAGUUAAAACUUAGAAGGCUAAUAGUACGGUUUUGUGAAUUAGUACGAUUUGUAGUACGGUUAGUAAGAAAAUGUGGUUUAAAAGAAGAAAGGUGAAUAAUGCGCUUUUGUUAACAGGUUACUUCAAUAGAACCAUUCAACUAGAGGUUAAUUCGCCCUUAACAAAAGGAAUUCUCAAGAAAAGGUAGGACUGUGAAAGAAUUUGUGAAGUGGUGCAGGAAGAGAGACGGUGACAUUUAGGUGUACUAAUCCCGGAAAUAGGUCCACUUCUGGGCCUUUUCUUUUUUACCUUCGGUGUAAAACCCGGAGGGCUCUAUUUCGUGUUCUCGCAGGACCGUCCACGUACAUCAGGUCGCUUUACGUUGGUUCGUCGGUCACGACCCACGCUAAACCGUCGCCAUCCUGAAAGCCACGGACAAAAGGAAUCCAACAAUAGCCUAUUCACUGUGACGCCGGGUGGAACAAUAGACCGUCCCCGGCUACGCCAUUUUGGGGAUUGGUUGCCCACCUACCCUACUGGAGUCAAGAAGCUCGCCGUAGUGUCCCAUCGUACCCCGGCGGUCACCUCGAAUUGCAGAUUGCCCUGCCAACCCCGAAGAAAGUUGCCCGCUGUCGACCGAGUAAAGGUCAUACGGGUGAAGUACUGUUAGAAGCCCCCCACAAUACCGGCCGAGGGCCCUCCGAUGCAUGCAUGCCACCGUGAACCACCAAGCUAGCCACCGAUCCGCACCACCGCUGUCCACGCCACCACCGUCUGCACCACCGCCGUCCACCGUUCCGAUGUAAAAGCGCAAGUACACCUUAUUAUUAAUGUCACCUUUCUCUCAUUAGGGUCCCAAUAUGGGCCGAAUAAAUGUAGAUGUAAGAUUGUAAAAUUGGUGGUUGAUUUCUACUAGAAAACCCCGCAUUUAACAUAUAUACGCCCUUUUUGAAUAUUGGUCGUUUCCCGUGCCCAAAAAGGGGGCUUUCAUACCUCGAUCUGGGUAGUCCGCUGGUUGAAAUACGAUUUUACCUUGUUUUGGUUAACUUUGAUCGCAUAACGUUGUUGGUUUCCUCCCCCUCAUACGGAUUUGACAGCUGACCACUAAAAUCCUGCUCCUGCUAAAGGUGAGUGACCAGUCGUGCUUAUGUAACGGUGCUAUUAGAAAUAAGCGACCCCGUGCUCGAAUACUUCCCACCCACUAUUUUCCCACUGAGCAGCCGAGGGGCUACAAAAUUGGCGCCCAACAAAAAAUCAUUGUAAUAGCAUUCGUUCAUUGACAAGAAUUUCAGAAAUCCCUGUAUAGAGGGGAACCAAACAAUUCUUGUUUAUUUUGGUUUCGUUCUCCAAACGAAAAUGGAUUUAGAGUUCGAGGUGCAAUAUAAACAGCUAAUGGUGCAUCAUUUGGAGAGGCACGAAAUUGAAUACGAGUUGGCCAUUAGAGCCGUGCAGUUUGAACCCUCAGAGUCUCGAUCGGCAAUCCAAAGGAGACUCAGGGAUCGUUUGAAGGAAGAAAAAGGACUGAAUACUUUAGAUGUUGAUUUUCUUAGGUUCGAUAAAACGGUAGAUGCAGAGAUCAAAACAAUUGAUGCGAAUGUUGAACAAAUUCGAGAAUACCUUGAGAAUGAAGUGCGAUUCGAAGGAUUUAAGGACAGCUUGAAGACCCGGCUCGUGCAUUAUUUUGCUCGGGUUCGCCGUGCUCAGGAAUAUGCUGAGGCGGACGAGGAUCUUACAGAUUUCGACAAGCUCCUCUGUUCAAUUCGAGGGCUUAUGAACACCCAUUUUUCGAUAUUUUCGCCGAUUCAAUCGUUUAGGGAAGAAGUUAUGCAGGAGAUCGUACGGUCGGUAUCAAAUUUGAAGUUGGGAGCAGUUCCGAAAAACAAUAAAUCUAAGAAAGGAGAAAAGGCAGAUCAAAGCCACUCAAAAUCUCCCGAAGGUCAAGGCCUGGAUCUUAGUGCCUCGGAGAGAGAGGACAGAGAGUUAGGGGCAGUCGCUCGUCAGGAAUCUUCGCGUCGCGUUUUGAAGUCGUACAGAAAAUCCGGAAGAGAAGUUGGAUCAAUGUCAGAGGUGCUCGCCUCAUUGUAUCCGUUCGUGCAGCCGCCUCACGCAUAUGGUGGGCCUCGUAAAGAUGUUAGUCAAGACUCGAACCAGUCGGAAAAAGUCAUUCGUAAAUUCUCGCUUAGUCAUCGGUCAAAGUCAAGGCCAAGUCCAGCGGCCGAGACAUCGGAUUCAGUUGUAGAGUCUGAUCCGCCGAGUAGUGCGUCGUCAUCGGAACCACCGGUAGAGAGACAUCGGGCGAAUCGUCACCGCCGCCGUGCACCACCUAAGAGUAGGCCGGUUUCGGAGUGGAACAUUAAAUAUGACGGAAGAGACCAAGGUCAAACCCUCAUGAAGUUCAUUAAAGAAGUUGAUUUUUAUGCAAAGUCCGAGAACGUGUCGAAGCGCGAACUUUUCCGAUCCGCGAUCCAUUUAUUUAAAGAUCAAGCCAAGUCGUGGUUCAUGUCCGGCGUAGAAAACGAGGAUUUCGCGAAUUGGGAUGAACUCGUAGCGGAACUCAAACGAGAGUUCCUUAGUCCCGAUCAUGAUCACGUGAACGAGAUUAAAGCGAUAUCGCGGAAACAAGGGCCCAAGGAACGUUUUUCUGAUUACCUUUCCGAGUUACAAAAGAUUUUCAACUCUCUCACGAAACCGAUUUCAGAGAAAAAGAAGUUUGAAAUUGUUUAUCGCAACUUACGGUCGGAUUACAAGGGUCACGCGGUUGCGUCGAAUAUUGACAAUCUGGCAGACCUGAAAAGGUUUGGCAGACAGUUAGAUUCGACAUAUUGGUACAAAUAUACCCCCAAUAAUCAAGAUCAGGUCGCGUCGCGAAACAAAGCACAGGUUAACGAGGUUCGUGAGUCCAGAUACCAACCAAAACCGCCGGGAGAGGAUCAGAAGAAGUCGUUCAAGUCCCGAAGCUUCUAUCGGUCGCGAAAAGAAGGGUCAGGAGAAGAAGACCAACCCAUGAAAAAGUCGUCGCGUGAAAAUCCCAGGAACUUAACGUCAGAAGCGAAAAACCCAGAAGAACCCAGACUAUCGCGAGCUUGGGUCGAUAGGUAUGUGCCUCCUGAAGAAGGCACAUGUUUCAAUUGCAGACGCCAGGGGCACGAUCAUACCCAAUGCACCUAUUAUCGUAACAAGUUCUGCCUAAGAUGCGGGUUGCAUCAGGUUGAAACUAAAAAUUGCCCGUAUUGUGCAAAAAACUUCAAAUAGACUACCUGAGAGGGCAGGUCAGUCCACCCAAUGUCAAAAAUCCCUCAUCCCCAACCAUACAAGACAGUCUUCAUCACUCUGGCUAUAGCCGAGUACACGAAUCCGAUUAUAGUACCCCUGUAGAAACCCACCUUGAUGAACUGUUCGUACGGGUCGAUAAUGACGAUAGACCAUUUGUACAAAUUUCCGUAUUCGACGUCCCAAUUACUGGACUGCUCGAUAGUGGAGCCCACCGAAGCAUAUUAGGUUUAGGAGCGACAAAGCUCAUUAAAAAGUUCAAAUUGAAAGUUUUCCCAACCAGUGUCGAGCUAGUAACGGCCAGUGGUCAGAAACUAGAGGUCACUGGAUACGUGAACCUGCCCAUUUACUUUAACGGCCAGUCCAAACUGAUUGCUACGUUGAUCGUACCAAAUCUUAAAAGAAGGCUUCUUCUAGGUACUGAUUUCUGGAAGGCCUUCAACAUAGUCCCAACUGUCCAAUCAGUUGUGGUAGAAGAACUAGACGAAACGGUGGAAGAAAGCUCAUUAUCGAACGACCAGCUCCAAGAACUGGAAACGGUCAAAGAACAGUUCAAAAUUGCCAUAGAUGGUCAAUUAGACACCACACCAUUGAUUGCCCACCGCAUUGAGCUUACCGAGGAGGCCAAACGGUUGGCCCCAGUUCGGAUUAAUCCAUUCCCAACAUCUCCAAAACGGCAAGAACAAAUCAAUAAAGAACUCGAUAACAUGCUCGAAGCGGGUAUCAUUGAACGGUCCUACAGUAGCUGGGCACUGAGGCUAGUCCCUGUGGACAAACCGGAUGAAACCGUGCGACUGUGCCUUGAUGCACGAAAAUUGAAUGAGCGCACCCUCAGAGACUCAUACCCACUUCCCC